Messenger RNA from Protopterus annectens (West African lungfish), 2959 nucleotides. Its product is annotated as NADH-cytochrome b5 reductase 3-like. Gene Ontology annotation, molecular function: oxidoreductase activity; FAD binding. The record is from RefSeq and is a predicted model, not a curated record. Gene Ontology annotation, cellular component: mitochondrion. NCBI's taxonomy places the organism in Eukaryota, Metazoa, Chordata, Ceratodontiformes, Protopteridae.
GUUAAGAGUAGUCUAUAUCCACAAAGUUUGAAGGAGACGUUGCGUUGGAUGUUUUAGAAGGCUGCAGCUGAUGAAGUGGGUGGCAACUUGAAAAAGUGAAAAGAAAUUUACUGGCUUUAAUUUACUUAUUCAGUCGAGCUUUUUAUUCCCGACCAAACCUAAUUUAAGGCUGCAGGAAUUGCCUGUUCAGAGUGAUGGGUGCAGUUCUAAGUACGAUUACUUGGCCAGUAACUGCCACUAUUUCAUGGCUGCUGCACCUGCUUGGCUUUGGAAAAAAGCCUCUUCCAAUCACCCUUGAAAACCCAGAUAUAAAAUACCCACUGAGGCUGAUUGAUAAAGAGAUCAUUAGCCAUGACACAAGAAAAUUCCGCUUUGCCCUUCCAUCCAAGGACCACAUAUUGGGACUUCCUGUUGGACAACAUAUAUACCUGUCUGCUACUAUUAAUGGAAAUCUUGUUGUUCGACCCUAUACUCCUGUUUCUAGUGAUGAUGAUAAAGGCUGCGUGGAUCUCGUUAUUAAGAUCUACUUUAAAAAUGUUAACCCCAAAUUUCCAGAAGGAGGGAAGAUGUCUCAGUACUUGGAAAGCCUUGACACUGGGGACACUGUGGACUUUAGAGGUCCAAGUGGUUUGCUUGUCUACAAGGGAAAAGGAAUAACACCAAUGCUACAACUUAUACGAGCUAUCAUGAAGGACCCAGAAGAUCACACCAUUUGCUAUUUGCUAUUCGCUAACCAGACAGAAAAAGAUAUCUUGCUGCGCUCGGAGCUUGAUGAUCUGCAGUCUGGUCAUUCAAGGCGCUUCAAGCUGUGGUACACGUUAGACAGAGCACCAGAAGAUUGGGAGUAUAGCCAGGGCUUUGUAAAUGAAGAUAUGAUCAAAGAACGCAUGCCUCUUCCUCAUGAAGAUACAUUGAUCUUGAUGUGUGGACCUCCUCCAAUGAUAGAAAACGCCUGCAAGCCAAACUUAAAGAAGCUGGGCUACACAGAUGAUAUGAUGUUUGCUUAUUAAUUCACACGGUGCCUGCAAGUAGUGGAGCUGUUCUUCCCAGCAAAGCUGGAAGUCUGUUAUAAACUGAUGUGGUAGAAACCUAUUGGGUGGGUAGGUGGGUUGGAAGUCUGAAUCCUGCUUGAUUGAUUCACAUGUAUCCUCAUAGAGAAGAUAUAGAACCAAAUUGCUCAUAACACUACUAUCUGUUCCUACCAGCUAAGUUUCCAGAUGUUCCUCUUUGAUUUAACAGUUUGAGUUUUUGAUAUUCUGUCUCUGGGCACCCAGAAGUAUAUGUGUAGCUGACUCCCAGUAGGAAAGGUGCAAUUACACAAAGAUGAUGGGAUUAUCUCUGAGAUGCAUUUGUGCUACAUGACAUUUUCAUUUAAUGGCUGUUAACAGCAUGCCCUGGGUUUUGUACCAUUUUCCCAAGAACUGUACCAAAUCUGGCUUUGUUGGGAAACAAGACUUCAUAUGAAGGUGCUAGUGGAUUUUGCACUGUAUUGUCUGCUGCUUUCAGUAUGCUGUCUUUUGCUUCAGAGGUGUAGUUUCUUGGGCAUACAUUUAAUUAUAAUGUGCAAGGUUGUUUUACAUGAAAUAUUAUUUACGUAUUUGUUUUUAUAUGCAUCUCUGUAUUCAUUUAAGGCUUUUUUCACUGAACAGUGUAGACUAAACCCACAUUCCACACUUAGCACCUCACACUCCCCUUCGGCAGAACCACAGCUUCUGACCAAAGCCUGCACACACAGACAUCUGGUUACACUUGUGCCAGAAUGCAAGAAGCUUUAAGUUCUCAAACUGCCAUUUUCUUUUGUGAUAUAGAUGUUGUGUGACAGUGACUGCCAUUUUAAAGCUAUGUAACUGUUCAAUGUUCUCAUGACAUACUAGCAAGCCAUAUAUUCGGGUCAGUAGGUGGAGGAGAACUGCUUAACUCCUGAACCUAUAUUAAGUAUAACACUAGAUGUUUGGCUGCUGCUUCACAAGAAGAUCUUUUACCAACAUAGUUAUCCUUUAUAAAUGCAAACAAGUCAGAAAUGUAAACACGUGUGAAAAAAAAUGUAUAAAUGCAAUACUUUAAUUUAUGUCCACUUUAACAUUUUCUAUUUCUGUCCUGAUGAGGGGUCAUAUUUUUUCAACCCAGCAGUCAUCAUCUUCUUUCACUGCCUGGACAGUGACGCUUCUUGAUGAUUGCUGUCUUUGAAGGCAGUUUAAUAGUAAGCAGUAUUUUUUUAUUUAUUUAUUUUUUUUUUAUAUGCCGACCUUCCCUCUUUUGUGGCUUCCUUUACUGCUGUACUACAGACAUCUGCACAGACAGCAGCAACAUGUUCUUAUACCACAUAGCCACUCAGAUGGUUUAAAAUGUUUAGGACCAUGUAGAUUGUUGCACAUUGACACAGCUAUCAGUCACCAUUCACCUUACUCUUAGCAUGUAUCUUUUCUUUUAUACUAUGCUGCAGCCUAUCUUUCAUAAAGCAAGUAGAUAAAGUGGUUUGUGGAGUGUUUUAAUCAUUAACUAGGUAAACUGUUGAAAAGGCUUUGAUAUAGUCUAACUUAAAAAGUCAUAUACAUGCUGCAGUAUUAAAUUUGUAGGCACGUUCACCUACAAGGUGAUCCUGGGGCAUUAGUGCUGCUUCAAGGCAUCAGCUUUAGCUGCAGAUCCAUUAUAUAACAAAAAAAGAACAAAGAGAAGAAAGGGCAGGAACUGGCUUUUCUUUUAAGGGCAUUCAUGUUACCUGUAACAGCAAACCUGGAUAAGUGCUUCUAAGACACGAAGAUGGUAAAAAAAUGUGGAAACUCUGGCUGUGAAGUAGAACAGGAUGAGGUUUUUGCAGAGAAAGUGUAUGACCUCUACUAGUUUGACAAACAAGCUAAUGUUGAGUUUCUGUAAGUUAAAUGCAGUCAUUCCUGCCUGGUCACACAAGUCUAUGUAUAAUAAGCAAAGGUAUCAUGUUAUAAAAUUGAUUUGAAAGCUU